CUAACGUUACACGGGAUCAUUGAAUUCAGCACUUUUUUGGAGAGGGAUGGGUGUGUGCAUUAUUAUUUAUCUCAUGGACUGAGUAGGGGGACGUACAGCGUCAGGUUUACCUCUAAAGCUAAAUGUAAAGUUGAAAGGCAAAGCCGCAGGAGAAAGGGGUGUAUCCACCCGGAGGCAGAAGAAGAGGAUGAGGAGGCUUGUUGCCUCGGUCCCUGUUGACAUCUGACUGGAAACGGCCACUGUUCUACUUUACUGCAGUAAGGUAGAGCAGCUCCACUCUGCCUGGGAAGCAGUGACAGACGGACGGAUAGACUGCCCUGUAAAGUGUUCUCCUUUUCAUGGAUGCCAGGGUGGCCCUACUGCAUUUAUGGACAGUCCGUGUCCUCCUGAUAGCAGUGCUGAAGUGGACUGACGCAGCAGAGGUCUACACCAACGCUUGGGCUGUCCAGAUCAAUGGGGGGCCUGAGGAGGCUGACCGCAUCGCCAGGGAACAUGGUUUCAUCAACCACGGAAAUGUUUUUGGAGAUUAUUAUCACUUCAGGCAUCACGCCGUGGAGAAGAGGGCUUUGUCUGGCCACAGGAGGAUACACAUCAGACUGCAAAACGAACCACAGGUGUUAUGGGCAGAACAGCAAGUGGUGAAGAAACGGAAGAAGAGGGAUGUCUAUGAAGACCCAACAGACCCAGAUUUCCCCAAGCAGUGGUACCUGUCCACACCAACCCAUCAGGACCUGAACACCAAAUUAGCCUGGGCUCAGGGCUACACAGGAAGAGGCAUAGUGGUGACCAUCCUAGACGAUGGCAUUGAGAAAGACCAUCCUGACCUCAUCAUCAAUUAUGACCCUGAGGCCAGCUAUGAUGUUAAUGACGGAGACGCUGACCCCCAGCCAAGAUACACACAGCGUAAUGAGAACAGACAUGGAACUCGAUGUGCAGGAGAAGUUGCAGCUGCAGCCAACAACGGUGUGUGCGGUGUUGGGGUGGCCUAUAACGCUAAAAUUGGAGGAGUUCGUAUGUUGGAUGGGGAGGUGACAGACGUGGUGGAGGCCCACUCUCUCAGCCUCAAUCCUCAGCAUAUCCACAUUUACAGUGCCAGCUGGGGCCCAGAAGACGACGGCAAGUCGCUUGACGGCCCUGCCAAGCUGGCCAAGGAGGCUUUCCUGCAGGGAAUCACCAAGGGACGCGGCGGACUAGGCUCUAUUUUCGUGUGGGCCUCAGGAAAUGGUGGAAGGGAGCAGGACAGCUGUAACUGUGAUGGCUACACCAACAGCAUUUACACCCUGUCCAUCAGCAGCACCACGCAGUCCGGCAACGUGCCCUGGUACAGUGAGCCCUGCUCCUCCACCCUCGCUACCACCUUCAGCUCUGGAAACCCGGGGGAGAAGCAGAUAGUGACCACAGACCUGAGGCAAAAAUGCACAGACUCUCACACAGGGACGUCCGCUUCGGCCCCGCUGGCUGCUGGGAUCAUCGCUCUGGCUCUGGAGGCUAAUAUGAACCUGACCUGGAGGGACAUGCAGCACUUGGUGGUGAGAAUGUCACAGCCUAGACACCUCAGCGCCGGAGACUGGAAGACCAAUGGAGUGGGACGCAGAGUGAGUCAUUCAUAUGGUUAUGGGCUCCUGGAUGCAGGUGCUAUGGUGGCUCUAGCCCAGAAUUGGACUACAGUGAGGCCACAGCGACAGUGUGUUCACACCAUGCUGGCAGAACCGAGAGACAUCGGGAACAAGCUGGUAUUCAGCAAGAGCGUGGACGCCUGCUGGGGACGACCGGAGUAUGUCAGCUCCCUGGAACACGUUCAGGCUCGCCUCACUCUCUCCCACAAUCAGAGAGGAAAAUUGGCCGUUCAUCUCAUCAGUCCACUGGGCACACAUUCCACCCUGCUGUUCCCCAGGCCAAAUGACUUCUCCUCGGAGGGAUUCAACGACUGGGCUUUUAUGACCACCCACUCAUGGGAUGAGGAUCCUCAAGGGGAAUGGACCCUGGAAAUAGAGAACGUCGCAGCUAAUGGACGUGACUAUGGUGUGUUGAGUCAGUUCACUCUUACCUUGUGGGGUACCGGACCCAGUGUUGUUAACCCCUCAUCAUCUGACUUCCCUCGGCCGUCCAACAACAGCUGCAAGACCUUUGAUGCCCAGCAGAUCUGUAUCGAGUGCAGCUCCGGCUUCUCCCUCUUCCUCCAGGGUUGUGUCAAGUUGUGUCCACCUGGCUUCACCUCUGGGCCGCAGCUCCUCAAUCUUUCCCUGGAGAACUGGGUGGACUUGUCCUCAGUCCAAGCCUGCCUGCCCUGUAACCCCGCGUGCCUCACCUGCUCUGGCACUGGGCCUACAGACUGCCUGUCCUGCCCACCUCACAGCCACCUGGUCCUUACCUCCUGCCUACACCAGAACCAGGUCCAGCGCAAAUCCCCUCUACCUGGAGGACUCCAGGGUGAUGGAGCUGAGCCAGGGGGGGGGAUCCCAGCAGCAGCAGACAACGGCGGAGAAGAUGAGGAACCUCCAGGGUUCAGCGUAGUUCAGUCCACUCAGCUGCCUACCAUUGUGGCCGUGCUCUGCUGUGCCUUCAUCCUCGCUGCCUUCGUCGGGGUCUUCCUCUUGCUGCAGAUGCGCUCAGGUGGCACCUCUUUGGGCUGGAGGACCAAACUGCCCUCUGUGUAUUCAGAGACGAGGGGGGUACGGGUGGGCUUUGGUUUUGGCUUUGGCCAAGGACAGGAGAGGAAGGCACGGAUUUCCUACAAGGGGAUCCCCACUGUGUGGGGCGAUGAGGACAUGAUCACCUACGAGUCUGAAUCAGACAGCGAGGAAGUGGACGGUCAGUGCGAGAGGACAGCUUUUAUCAAGACGCAGAGCUCGAUCUAGCUGAAGCCUGCGUCUGCUGCAACGGUGUCUGACAUCCUGGAUCCCGUCAGCAUUUUAGACCUGACUGUACGGAGAUGACACAUGAAGAAGAAUCACACAUGCGCUGAAAAAAAACAAAAAAACAAAACACAGGCCUUACCGUCCCAUCAGCACACCAUCCAAAUGCAUUAAAUACAGUCCGUUGUUUGUUUUGUCAUGUAUUUAUUUACAUUUGUUAACUUAUCUUAUUUGAUUAAUACUUUCCAGAUGUAUUUAUCAUGCAAUCAACACUAUCACCAAUUUAAGGUGUUAUGCAACUAUCUCACUUUUUGUUUUAGCACCUAUUUGAUCAUUUUUCCACCAAUCUGUCAAACAAGUAGAGUGCAUUGCUUGACCAAAUAUACAUCUAAUUUGGCCCCAAAAUAGACCAUUUGUAGCAAUUUGGCACUGCGACUCCUGGCAGAUUUCAGUUGGAGUAAAGUCGACAAGUUUUUCAUUAAUAGUAAGAAACCUUUUAAAUUGGGGAAUGUCUACAGCAUACUGGGAUGGUCUAAUAAAACAUCCUGCUGGCUGUUUGAUAAGAAAUCUGCGGAGGAUGUUUUCCAUCAUGGCACAGUGGGGAUUGUCAGUACAGCACAGACACAAAAGAUGUAUCAGUCACAAAAUCUUAUUGACUUGUAGUGGAGUAACUCCGUUUUUUGAAUGAAUAAAAAAACACUUAGCCUAAAGCAGCUUGGCUGACCUUUACAACAUAUUUCUACGUGGUUGCAGCUGGUAAGAAAUAAGAUCAUUUUCUCUUCAUUUUCCCCACAGAGCACAUAUUGAUUUUGGGGCUUCUCUCCCAGAACAUCUUCAUCAGGGUAAAGCUCUUUCCCUUUCUAUUAUGAGCAUUGUACAUUUCAAAUACAGGCUUUAUUCCCCGUCCAGAACAGCGUAGACUUUUCGCAUCACGAAUUGAAUCAAAGCCUUUGCAGGCCAGAAUGAUAAAAAAUGAAGAGAUCUUGUAUUGCAUUUUUCUAUGUUUGUUUUAUAUCCUUUUUUAUUUAACUGACAAUGGGUGUUAAUAUUGUGUGAGAUCUGUUUCAUGCUGGAAUAAAAACGACUUUGGCUGUUGCGUAGACAGGCUGUUUGUGUCUCUACUGGCAGAUUUUAAAACUUCUAAAGGGUUUUACACAUCUCAAAUUCAGCCCUUGACACACAAACAC
This is a messenger RNA of Scomber scombrus (Atlantic mackerel), 4042 nucleotides long. It is a transcript of the gene furinb, whose product is annotated as furin (paired basic amino acid cleaving enzyme) b. The record is from RefSeq and is a predicted model, not a curated record. Gene Ontology annotation, molecular function: serine-type endopeptidase activity. Gene Ontology annotation, biological process: peptide hormone processing. Gene Ontology annotation, cellular component: trans-Golgi network; Golgi membrane. The transcript has 16 exons. NCBI's taxonomy places the organism in Eukaryota, Metazoa, Chordata, Actinopteri, Scombriformes, Scombridae. Bases 339 to 2858 code for a protein of 839 amino acids.